AUGGAUGACGAACUACCCGCAGACGGCGUUUCCUUCCCACUCAUCGUCACUUUCAGAAGCGACCCCAACCUCUUUUCCGCGGAGCCGUCUGCGCCAUGCGCCAUUGCCUUCUGCCAGCAUCUUGCACUGACUCACGUGCGGAACUUGCAUGUCGCCGGGAUCAUCCCGCCGACAUAUGACGAGGACCAAACGAAGGAGUGGGUGCAACUGUUCAGCGGCUUGAGCAGUCUGACGACACUCGGCACGGCCGGACUGGCGGCCUACCGACUCCCUGACAUGCUCAAGGCGAAGAUGUUGGACGACAGCGACCGGCUUUGCUUGGGCACGCUACAGCGCGCGGAGGUGGAGGCUGUCAGCUUUGGUGUGACGGAGACGUUUCGGCGCGGGGAGCCUGGAGACUUCACGGAGCAGCUGGUGCAGAGUCUCGUGAUUCGGGCGCAGGAGACCUCGACGCUGGCGACACUUGUAAUCAAGCGGUCGAAGUGCGUGGACCUGCCUGAUGUCAAGAUGCUGGAGAAGUUCGUGGGGAGUGUAGAGUGGGACGGAGUUGUCGAUGCAGAUUCAGGUCAGGAGGACUUCGAGCUGAACUACUAUUGA
Fomitopsis serialis is the source of this 597-nucleotide messenger RNA. RefSeq lists its product as uncharacterized. The transcript has a single exon. Bases 1 to 597 code for a protein of 198 amino acids. Lineage: Eukaryota; Fungi; Basidiomycota; Agaricomycetes; Polyporales; Fomitopsidaceae. The record is from RefSeq and is a predicted model, not a curated record.